AUGCGUCCGUCUUGCCUUCUUCCGAAUGAUAUCCUCAUCAAGAUGAAGUCCUCCCGGCUCCUCUUCCAUCUGUUACCCUUCUUCCUUUCCACAGUACUCUGGUAAUUUCCAUCAUGUCCCUACCGUAACCCCCCUUCUCUCUUUUCCAGCAGCUACGGUUCUCUGCAACGGAAUCUCAUCACCUCGGGUCCAUGCACAUUUCCUCUCCCCACAUCUGCCAAUUUCAGUGUCUUCUGCCAGAUUCCCUACCACAAGGUACUUUCCGAUCUUCCGAUCUAUCUGUUCUCACUCAUUUCAGACCCCUUAUGUAUGUGAUCCGGGCGGUAUUCUCUCCCGGACCGAAGUCGAAAUGCUCCACGAAACGGCCACGAAGCUCAAUAUGACUUCUUGUUUCUGCAGCCGCUACUCGAACUGUCAGCCGGGAAUUCGGAUAGCCGUGGUCUUGCUGCCGUUCGUCAGCUGGAACAGUAUCAGAGAGUGCGAUCCGACCUACACAUCCUCUUCCAUUUCGACGUCGACCAUUCUGUACUCACAAUUGCUGUCGGCUAGGUGGCAAGGUCCGUCUCGCACGCUCUCACAUCACAAAUUGCUAAUGAACUGAAAUUCAGAGCACUGCGACGCCGACGUCAUCUUCGUUUAUAUUCAGAGUUGGCAGACCGAACGUCUUCGCACGCCUCUUCUCAUUCCGUUGUUCGGGUAGCGAUCCACCUUUCUGAUUCGUUUCUAAACAUUUCCGUUCGUUUCUUUGCAGUGAUCAGUGGCCGCACCUCCGUCGUUUCUCGAUCCCCAUCGUGACGGCGGCACGAGAAACCACUCUUAUCUCUCUGGAGAACGCGAUGUCGCAUGCCAGCCGUCUAAUCCACGUGGAUCUUUCCCCGGUACCUCUCCCAAAUCACUUCGUCUUUGACGUGCCCCAGACCUUUCAGGCGCAUGCCGCCAUUCCCCGCUGGGCGCUCGCGUUCGGAGGAAUCAUGCUCUCGAUCGUGGCGGCGGCGAUGUACGUGGCAAAUUGUAUCAGUCAGAAGAUGGGCCAAAGGGUAGGGAUUGACGGUAAUACUUCCAAAUGCGAAUUAUGUGUUGCAGAGACAGAAAUCUCUGGUUCCGAAGCGAGGAAAUGAGAAAUUCCGAGCCGGGUUCGGCGGAGGCGUCAUGAUGAAUAACGCGGGCAGCCAGAAGAAGAAGUCGGUGAUGAUGUUCAGGACGUUUUCGAAGAGUAAUAGCAACCACAAUAACAACAAUCGAUUAUGAGCAGUUUUUGUUAUUUUCACCGGGUUAGAUUUCUGAUACCUACUCAGCUCAAUAAAUAUAUGCUUAAAUUCAAAUUUUGUUGUUUUUUUUCCUUUUUAUCUUCAAUUUCGUAGCGUUUUGUAAGUGAAAUUGAAACGCGAAUACACGUUCCGUUUUGAAUCUCCGCCAAAAGCGCUCGUGGCCGUGGCCUAGUGUGUGCCUCGUAAAACAACGACACUCCGCAUUCCGCCCGAUACGUGUUUAGUGGAACUAGGAAUACUCGAAUUUUUCGUCCUAUUUUCUGUUUCAUUUGCAAUUCAAAUCCUUUUUCCAGUAUGUUUUGUGUUCUAUUACGUUUUAAGUGAUUUUAUACGUCAAAAUCAAUGUGUUUCACUCGUUUUCCAUCACCGAAGUCAAUAAUUUCAACUUGUAGAUUAAUUGGGUUACACAAGCGACGAAAUGGUCGAGAUCGAUUUUAAUAAAGAAAACGAAGAGGACUAUUCCGAUCCACCAGACUAUGUCGAUGAAGUUUCCGAUGAGGGUUUGUAAACGUUGUCGACAUGACAUGGAGUUGAAUAUGAAACAAUUUUCAGUGCUCGUUCCUGAUGUCCUCCAUCAGCGGCCAACGAUCGAAGAGUUCGAGGACAACUGUGUCUUCAUCUCUGGCCUUCCAGUUGCCGGACCUGCUCUGAUGACUAAACUUACGGGCCAUAUCAGGAAAAUUCUGGUUGGAGUCGAUCCCGCGGUCAAAUUCAUCCUCCCUCCAAGCCCGGAAGGAGGCUCCUUGGUGAGAUUAAUAGCAGGAGCUUGAGUAAAGAUAUUAUUUCAGGGAGUUGCUCUUGCUGAAUUUCCGGAUAAGGCAACUGCUCAGUUUGCCGUGAAGUGCUUAGAUGGAAUGAGACUUGAUGGCAGGCACGUGUUCACCGCCCAUCUUUUCACCGAUAUGAAGAGACUGCGAGCUCCGUCCGACAAUUGGAUUGCUCCUCAGCCGCAGCCGUACACCAGCGUCGGUGAUCUGUGGUGGUGGAUGCAGAACGACCGGUGCCGCGAUCAAUUCGCCAUUCUGCACGACAAAAAUGGAGUUCCAACUGUCGGAGUGUUCACCAACAUGAAGGGAAAUGAUCCCGAGCUCGCUGGAGACCUGGACAAGGCUGAACGACCAGUAAGAGACGAAAUUCACAUUGUUUCCAUUCGAUUUGUUUUCAGAACUGGACCGAGACUGUGUUCACAUGGUCGCCACACGGAUCUUACCUGUCAACCAUCCACAAUAAAGGAAUUAUCUUGUGGGGAGGACCCGACUACGAACGUGCCCACCGUUUUGCUCAUGAAAACGUGCAGUACAUCGACUUCUCUCCGUGCGAGACUUACCUGAUCACCUAUGCUGCUCCAGAAGAGACCGAGAGAUGGUGGGAUUGUGAGAAGGACAGUCUCCGUGUCUGGGACGUCCGCACCGGUGAACUGAAGAAAGCCUACUCUACCUUCGAACUGACCGGAAGGACUCAACUGCCGACGUGGCCGUUCUUCAAGUGGUCGUUCGAUGAGAAGUACUUUGCCUGUCUCAAGGCUCCAGAAAAGGACAAACUUGAAAAGGAGAAAAAAGUUGACGGAAUUUCAAUUUUCGAAUCGGAAACCUUCGAGCUUCUCCAGAAGCGUCCAGUCACAUUGGAGCAUAUUAAGCACUUCGAGUGGGCCCCCAAUGCCACAACCCUCGCAUAUUACUCCGAGUGCACUGAUUCUGUUCCAGCCGAAUUCGGUCUCCUCCAGGUUCCAUCCCUUCAACGACUCCGUUCCGCGCGUGUCCACAACGUCGCCGAUGCUCAGUUGUUCUGGCAGAAGAGCGGAAAGCGAUUGGCCUACUACACGAUGAGAUACAACAAGAAGGCGUACAGAGAUACUGGAGAUGUCAAGUAUGUGGUAAGUUCCCGUCCGGAUUAGGAAAUUCUAUUUACAUUCUAUCAAUUCAGGGAGGAUGUACCUAUCACAUCGACAUCUUCGAGAUUGACAAAAAGGACGUCUCCCUGAUGAACCUGCCACUCACUGAGCCCUUCAUUCACUUUGACUGGGAUCCAGAAGGCGACAAGUUCUGUGUUCUUGUUGGAAACACAGCCAAGGCCACUCCUCAAGUGUACAAGAUCGAACCGAACAGCCACGCACCAAAAUUAGUAAGCAAGCUGGACGCCGGAGUGCACUUCAAUGAGGUGCAAUUCGCACCAAAGGGAGGAUGGCUGGCCGUUCUUGCCAAGGUCUCUUCCGGAGGAAACGUCUACUUCAUCGACACUUCUCUUGCUGAGGCAAAGCGAACCAACGUCAUCGAACAUCCUCUGUUCAACAAGGGAUACUGGGAUCCAACUGGUCGCUACUUCGCCACCUGCUCAACACUCGGAGGCAGAAACGGAGCUGACCUCGGCUACAGAAUCUUCACUUUCCAAGGACGUGAACUCUGCAGAAAGAACCUCGAUCGUCUCGCCCAAUUCAAGUGGAGACCACGGCCGCCGGUCAAGUUGAGCGAACAGAGGCAGAAGGAGAUCAAGAAGAACCUGAAGAAGACCGCCGCCCGCUUCAUCAAGCAAGACGACGACGAGAAGUGCCGUGCCAGUCAAGAGGUUGUCGAGAAGCGUCGCAAGAUCAUGGCUGCCUUUGACAUUAUCCGAAACAGAAACCGCGAAGAGCUUGCUUCCACUCGCGACGAGCGCAUCCAACUUCGCAAAGGCAUAGACACAGAAGCAGAACUCAACGAGGACGAAUUUGUGGACGAGGAAAUCACGAUUGCGCUGAGCACGAGCAAAACCCCAGCCCCUCUUUCUGAGGAGGACGAGAGAGACUGA
This is a messenger RNA of Caenorhabditis sp. 36 PRJEB53466, 4052 nucleotides long. Lineage: Eukaryota; Metazoa; Nematoda; Chromadorea; Rhabditida; Rhabditidae. The record is from the annotation of a GenBank genome assembly.